UGUGCGCGUAACUUAGCUUCAUUCCACCACGGAGAAGCCAGUGGAAGGUUACGGUUACAGCUCGAGUGGAUACUUUAAUUUGCAACCACGUAAAAACUGACAGAAAGGAACAUUUAUUUACACAAUACACUUGUUUUAUUGACUGAAAGGACAUAAAGUUAGCAACAUAUUACGGACUGGAAUCUAGGAAGAAUUUUGUGAUCUUCAAAGAAACUAGCUAGUGUGCUAACAAAGAAAAUACUUUCCCUUGACAAAUAACCCUCUCUAUUCUCUUUAGUUAUGAGUCAUGUGGUCGUCGAUAAUCAACACGGUCUAGAUCAGCAGCUUGCUGGCCUAGACUUGAACUCUGACGGACAGGGAGGAGGCACAGGCAGGCGUUACAUUCCACCUCACUUGAGGAACAAAGAAGUUUCCAAAAACGAAAAUGCUUAUUCCUCUGGUAGACAGUACGGUUAUUCAGUGCCACCUCCAGUGAACUUCUACUCUCCAGGAGGAUGGGACAGCGGACGCAGCAACGGCUUUGCCAAUGGUUACCAUGACAACCGCAAUACGGGCUUCGGGGGACGCGGCGGGCCUCCCCGAAAUGACAGAGGUGGGCGUGGCAGCUACCGCGGUAACGGCAUGGGUGGUGCCUCGUUUAAUCAGCCAAUGCACAUCGCAGGGUUUAGUGCUGGACAGGAUGGUGGAGGCUGGGGAGGUACUCCCAGACAAGACGCGGCCUAUAACAGCUUUGGCGGGAGGGGAAAGUCUUCUUUCUACAACGACCGUGGAUCAUCAGGGGGCAGAGGUUAUCAGCGUGGAGGUUAUGGCGGUGGAGGCAACAACCGCUGGCAGGAAGACUCCAGGGACGAUGAGGACUGGUCCAAACCCAGCCCCGCCAAUGAACGCUUGGAAGCGGAGCUGUUCUCAAGCGGCAACACAGGUAUUAACUUUGAGAAAUACGACGACAUUCCGGUGGAGGCCACUGGAUCCAACUGCCCGCCACACAUUGAUAGUUUCCAUGAUGUGGACAUGGGUGAGAUCAUCAUGAGCAACAUUGCCCUGACCCACUACACGCGGCCCACCCCUGUCCAGAAAUACGCUAUCCCGGUCAUCAAGUCCAAGAGAGACCUCAUGGCUUGUGCUCAGACUGGCUCGGGUAAGACUGCAGCCUUCCUGGUGCCAGUGCUGAGCCAGAUCUACACACAGGGGCCUGGAGACGCUGCAGCGGCUGGCAAGAAUGGACAGGACAGUGGUAAAUAUGGGCGCCGUAAGCAGUAUCCUCUCUCCCUGGUCCUGGCUCCUACCAGAGAACUGGCCCUGCAGAUCUACGAAGAGUCCAGAAAGUUUGCGUACCGCUCCCGUGUGCGUCCCUGUGUGGUGUACGGUGGGGCUGACAUCGGCCAGCAGAUCAGAGACCUGGAGCGAGGCUGCCACCUUCUGGUGGCCACACCCGGGCGCCUGGUGGAUAUGAUGGAAAGAGGCAAGAUUGGCCUCGACUACUGCAACUACCUGGUGCUGGACGAGGCUGACAGGAUGUUGGACAUGGGUUUUGAGCCCCAGAUCAGACGCAUCGUGGAGCAGGACACCAUGCCCCCUAAAGGCAUCCGUCAGACCAUGAUGUUCAGUGCUACCUUCCCCAAGGAGAUCCAGAUGCUGGCGCGUGAUUUCCUAGAGGACUAUAUCUUCCUGGCCGUGGGCCGCGUGGGCUCCACCUCAGAAAACAUCACCCAGAAAGUAGUGUGGGUGGAGGAUGGUGACAAGAGAUCCUUCCUCCUGGACCUGCUCAACGCUACAGUCAUUCCCAGUGAUGCUCCUGAUGUUCAGGAGGCUGCAGUGACACCCGGUAAGGAGUCUCUGACAUUGGUGUUUGUGGAGACCAAAAAGGGAGCAGACGCCCUGGAGGACUUCCUGUAUCGUGAGGGCUACGCCUGCACCAGUAUCCACGGUGAUCGCUCCCAGAGAGACCGAGAAGAGGCGCUGAACCAGUUCCGCUCUGGCCGCUGCCCCAUCCUGGUGGCCACCGCGGUGGCUGCGCGGGGUCUGGACAUCUCUAACGUCAAGCACGUCAUCAACUUUGACCUGCCCAGCGACAUAGAGGAGUAUGUCCACCGUAUCGGUCGUACAGGCCGUGUGGGGAACCUGGGUCUGGCCACGUCGUUCUUCAACGACAAGAACAGCAACAUCACUAAAGACCUGCUGGACAUCCUGGUGGAGGCCAAGCAGGAGGUGCCGUCCUGGCUGGAGAGCCUGGGUUAUGAGAACCAGCACAAGGGCAACACAGGACGUGGACGCUCCAAGAGGUUCUCCUCUGGUGGAUUUGGUGCCAGGGACUACCGUCAGACACCCGGUGGUGGCGGCUUUGGCGGUGGUGGUGGGCGCGGAGGCCCACGCACCGGGGGUUACGGAGGGGGCGGAAGCCGUGGCGGCUUUGGUGGAGGUGGCUUUGGAGGCGGGAACUCCUAUGGUGGCAACGAUGCAGGCUACGGUGGCAACUACAGCCACUCCGGUAGUGGAACAGACUGGUGGGGCAACUAGUCAUAGAAACCCGGUUGCCACGCCAACCAAACCGAUCCCCUCACGGAAACCACAUGUUGACUACGCCAGACUAAAAUACCCCCGCUCACUCAACCCUGUGUAGUUUUCACUGACACACAGUACAUUACACACAUUGCGAUUCUCUGCCCCUUCGCUUCUCUCACACGGAGAACGACGCAACGCGAAGAUAUAACCAGUGUGAUGCCAAUCCACUGGAGAAGAGCAGAGAUUUGCACACUUAAGAUUAAGAGUGCGCAUGUAAGGAUGCUGACAUGUAUUGUCUGAUAUAGCAACUCCAGACUUUCAUUGUUCAAAACAGCACAUCCUUUUUUUCUUUGUAUAAACAAAAAUAAGAACCUAAAAGAAUAACCUGAGGAUCAUUUGUAUGUUAAUGUACUGUGCCUUUUGAAUUUAGACAGGACUAAUUCUGUUGUCAUUUCACCAAAUGAAUGUGGCCAAGAGCUCUAAAUUGUAUUUUAUUUUGGGGGUGAAAAAAGAAACAGAAAAAAAAAGCUUGUACUUAAUCAAACCUUGGCAAACACUGGGGGCAUUGUGACUCGCUCGAGUCAUGAAUCCAUUUGAACCUUUCAAAAUUGUCGCAGGGUCAUCAUGUAGCCUUUUAUCGAGUUCAAACAGCUAACUUCACUGUAGCGUCCGACCUCACUGGGCCGUACUCCUAGUUUGGCCAAUAACUGUAUUCUAAUCUUUAAAGGACGAAGAGUUCGAUUACUUUUUAAUUUUUUCGCUCACUCUAUCCUGGAUAGGCUCCUCUAAGGAUACGGUAGUCUUUCCAAUAGCCAUUCCAGUUGUGAUCUCUUAACACGAAAAGUCGUUAAAAUCAAUGCUAACAAACACACACUAGGGUUUAAUUCAAACAAACACUCAAUGAAUUGACUUGACAGUGUUAUGGCAGCUAGUAAGUUACCUGCCACUAGCUACAUUAACUGGGCAGUGUUUUUUGGUUUGUUUACAUUUUGAAGAGUGGACGCAUGCGCGUGGUAUUGUAAAACUGGCAGUUUUGAGUGAAAUGUUUCUUCUAUAAACAUGUAUCAACAAAAAAAAUGCCCGCCAUCUUGGAAGUGAAGUUCAAAAUGGCUGCACAAGGACCACAGCGUCGGGGGGGGCAGGGGGGGACGAUAGCGUCGGGGAGGCACGGUGUGGUGCAGCGUUAACAUUAAACAGUCUUACCGUUGACCGCCGAGCCGGUAUUCUACGCAUGCUAGUGUUUUGUUUUUUGGUCAAGGAGAUAUAAGACAAAUGAACCGAGUCGCAGGCUUAACUUAAUUACAAACGUUUUCUCUUUUCAAGCUGUGUUGGAGGGGCAUGGUUCAUCUAUCCGAGACAAGCAGUAGGAGGUCCAUCACUAAGGGUUAACCAGUCAGAAAGCAAAGGGACUGGACAGCAGGACAGUUGUCGCCGGGGUUAUGGGGUGAAGGUCAAGGGUUAUCAGUGCACCGCCAUUGCUUUGGUUUCCAUUGCUCCUUGCUGUGAAGGUGGCCAAAGACUGGGGACUGUUGUCCCCUUCCUUAUGGUACAUGUGUACUGUCAACUCUGGGAGGUAGUCAGCUUUAGAUGUGUAUGAAGCUCUGGUUCUGACUGGCCAGACAAGGCUUUUCCCCUCAAAGAGCAGCAGCCAACGAGAGGAUGAGAGAUGGGGCAUUGGAGUAUCUCUAAGUGCACUACGUUUCUUAAGUGUAUUGUGCCUUUUGAACUUUUUAAAUGUAUUCACUUUAAAAGCGGAUGCACUGACAGUGAGAACUUGGAUUGAAAGGUGCUACUUGAGUUGUGUGUAGGCCCUUGUUUGUUGUCGUGCCCAUCAAGUUUUACAAAAGUUAUUUUAUUGCACAUCUAGAGUUUUAUAUAAAUGUCUUGAAUACAUGUCCUUAAGCUUCCAAAUAUUGUGUGUGAGGAGAUUGUGGGAAAAAAACGCAGCUUGUUUACAAAGGGGAAGGGUUCUCAACAUUUAAACAGGAUUUAUUUGGGACCAGGGGAUUUAGCAGUUGGGAAUUUAGCCAUUUGCACACAGAUUUCUAGAUUCUACUUUUGCUGCUAGUUUUGUGUAAUUUAUUAAGCAUUUCUGAGAGAUAUUUAUUUUUGUAAGCCUCAAAGUGAUUCUUUGAAAGUUACAAGAAACUUGACCAAAAGACGGUAACAAAAACACUGGCACUUGAAUGUUGAAUGUCACCUGUAUGCGUGAAAAAAAAUUAUAUAUUUCGGGGUAGUGUGAGCUUUUUAAUGUUUAAGACAUAUUGGACUCGGGUCAAAAAUAAUAAUAUCCACAGACGUCAGGGCCUGAGGCCUUGAAACAUCUCUAAAUAUUAUAUAGUCAAAUUGGCCUUCAAAAAGAGAAAUGGAAUUAAUCAAACAUGCCAAGGUUUGGAAUUAAAGUUGUUAAAAGAGCAAAAUCUAAUUUUCCUAAAUCUAUCGGUGCAGAACUGUUCGGGAUUCUCAAAUUGUAUGCAUUGUUUAUAAUAACUUUAUUCUAAUUUGACCUGACUUAUAUUUAUAAAAAAAUCCAGUGUAUGUCUGGCACAUGACAAUCUUAAAAAACAAUGUGGUUUAUUCUCUAUUGUUGCAUUUGCAUAUGGCACCUCUGGGGAUUGUUUCCUCCGAGUAUUGAGCAGGUCUCAGCUGCAGUAGUGUUACCCACAGUAGCAGCACAUUAACUGCUAGCCUUACCACAGGAAGAAUAGGCUACAAGCACCACUUGCUCAGUGCCCUGAGGAAGAACAACCCAGAGCUCCUUAGACUUAGACUUUGCUUUCUGUACUAGCUUAGAGGCUAAUGCACAGCAUGGGAAAAGACUCAGCUGUGUAAUUAUUGUAUGAUUUUACCUAAAUAAAGUUUGAAUGCAAAAGUACCAUAUUAGAAAAAUCAA
Molecule: messenger RNA, 5395 nt
Organism: Oncorhynchus kisutch (coho salmon)
Lineage: Eukaryota; Metazoa; Chordata; Actinopteri; Salmoniformes; Salmonidae
Product: DEAD-box helicase 3 X-linked
Exons: 20
Coding region: 280-2517 (745 amino acids)
Molecular function (GO): ATP binding; RNA helicase activity; nucleic acid binding
Source: RefSeq, a predicted model, not a curated record